Messenger RNA from Symbiodinium natans, 804 nucleotides. The record is from the annotation of a GenBank genome assembly. NCBI's taxonomy places the organism in Eukaryota, Dinophyceae, Suessiales, Symbiodiniaceae.
AUGUCGCUGUGCACUUGGGCCAGUGAUGACUCCGACUCUGACUGCGACGAGGUCAGGUUUGAUGGUCAGAUACCGCAACCUCCAGUUUAUCGGCUGCUGGAUGCUGCAGUUCCAGAUCAAAAGGUCGCAUAUAUUCCAGGCUUCCUUGCGGCCAAAGACAUAAGCCGCAUUCACCGUACAGCACAGAGGGAGGAUGUGAAGGUGGUCAAUGAUCGCGACGAUUCUUUAGUGUACAAACAUGAGGUGUGGAGGAUCGAGUUUGCCUUGAAGGAGGACUGCCCGGAGGUGUACCACCGCCUCAUGAAGACUGCCUGGGCCGGCAGAAGCAGAGCAGCCUUGGAUGCAGAGCUUGGGUGGCAAGGAAUCGAUGAGGGAAAGACGGUCCUCUUUCCUGAGAUCGAGUACAUCGUCUACGACGUCAAGCAGCUCAAGGCCCCCGGGAGCAUCCAGCGGCACCGGGACAAUGGGUCUCGGGUGACGGCGGUGGUGCUGCUCUCAGACCCCAGGGCCUUCCAAGGAGGCGUGAAUUGCUUCGAUGGGGAGUUCGAUGAGCCCUCGAGAAGUCUGAAGUUGGGGUUUGGCGACGCGGUCUUCUUCUAUGGAGAUCGCCUCCUGACCCACUAUAGGCCAACGCUGUUUUGCCCGCUUUACAUACCAGAUGACUCCAGUCCCCGAAAUCUCUCAGGCUGUUACCACUGGAUUACGGAUGUGGUUUGGGGCCGGCGUGUGGUCCUGCAGAUGGAGCUGAGCCAAGCAGAACCUUGCGAGUGCACUCUCCUGGACUUCCUGGGCUUUUGCCGAUGA